Molecule: messenger RNA, 2240 nt
Organism: Etheostoma spectabile (orangethroat darter)
Lineage: Eukaryota; Metazoa; Chordata; Actinopteri; Perciformes; Percidae
Gene: lnpka
Product: limb and neural patterns a
Exons: 13
Coding region: 234-1445 (403 amino acids)
Biological process (GO): endoplasmic reticulum tubular network organization
Cellular component (GO): endoplasmic reticulum tubular network
Source: RefSeq, a predicted model, not a curated record
AAACCAGAUUCCCGUGAAGGCCCAGCAGUGCUCAUGGUCCAUGCUGCUCUUCUGGCGGACCCUCCCACAUCUUGGCUCACACGCCCAUCGUCUAAAGAGGACAGGAGGACUGCAGUCCUGCCACAGACAGUCGAAAGUCCCUGCACAGGUUCUCUUGACAAGGUGGAGAAGUUAACUGAAAGAUUAUCAGAGGAGGGUCCCAGUAACAAAAUAUCCUACAAUCCCUCAUCAACAUGGGGGCUGUCAUCUCACGGUGGAGGACCAAACCUUCCACUGUGGAGAUCUUAGAGGGAAUCGAUAAGGAUGUAAACAUUCUUGAAGAAUACAGUGAGAAGUAUCAGAAGCAGUUGAAGACAUGUGUCGGGCGUCUGCUUCUGUACUCGUCUCUUCUCUACUUGAUCACAUGUUUAGUUGUGUAUUUCUGGUACCUGCCUGAACAGUUGAUGGGACGGCUCAUAUUGUCUCUUCCCUUCGUUUUAUUUCCGUUAUUAGUUUGGUUACUACGAAAAAUGCUUAUAAUUAUCUUUUCACGAAGAACUAAAAAAAACAAUGAAAAAUUAGAGGAUCUUAAAGCACAAAAAAGGAAAAUACUUGAAGAAGUUAUGGAAACUGAGACAUAUAAGAAUGCUAAAAUGAUUCUGGAGAGGUUUGAUCCUGAUUCCAAGAGAAAAAAUGAGCUUGAAUCCACUCCAGUUGGACCUCAGAUGACUCCAAAACCAGGACAAGACCUCCGCCAGCGCAAUGUCAUCCCAAAGACCCCCUCAGUGGUGGUAAAUCCUGCAACCGGAGCUGCUGCCCGCCCUCCUCUUGCCUCUGGGCCCACCUAUCCUGGACGAUCUUCCCACUCUGCUCCAGGUGGACCCCCAGAGAGGAGCCUGUCGGCUAUAGCUGCUCAGCAGAGCUUGAUGAGGAGGCCUGUGACCCCUGGAACACCUGUUCCAGCAGUCGGGGUGCACCCCCCAGGUCCGCCCCUGGCCAGACCUGUGGUCCCAAGGGAAAGAGGCGCUAUGGACAGAGUCAUUGAGUAUCUUGUUGGAGACGGCCCUCAUAACAGAUACGCUCUCAUCUGUCAGCAGUGCCUGUCCCAUAACGGCAUGGCUUUAAAAGAGGAAUUUGAAUACGUUGCCUUCAGAUGUGCGUAUUGUUAUUUCUUGAACCCUGCGAGAAAGACGAGGCCUCAGGCACCAAGACUCCCAGAGGUCGCUGGCGAACUGAAGAUGUCAUCCGAGGCGUCCUUACCACCACCUGCAGAUGCCGACCAAUCUGUUUUAGGGCAAAUGAAGCUAGCUGAUGUCUCUGCUGGAACAGACACCCAAGAGCCAGGCACACCAACAACCGACGAGCCCAACUCCGCGUCAGACGGCCAAAGCACACCAGAGUCACAAGAUCUGCCCUCUGAGAAAUCUGACGGAGAGCAAGAUGUGUCCGCCAUGGAAGUAGAAUAAAACAGUGGAGUCAGGCUGGAACUUUAUUUUUUCUUUGAAGAAAUGUAAUAAUUGUUAACUUAUAAGUAAAUGCCGUAAGGUGGAAUAGUACAGCAACAAGUCAGCUGUUGUUGUGGAUUUUCUACUUACAGUACAGAAUUAUCUUUUUUUUGAGAAUUCCUUUUUUAGUUCUGGAAAUAGUAAAGAAUUUGAUAUAAAAUUGCUUAACGCUAGCAUUUUGUAGCAACCAUCAAACAACUCACCUCUGAAUGAUUUUAUGUCCAGCCCUUUCUUAUAUGAUCUUAUUCAGAGCAAUAAGGCUUAUACUGCAUUAAUUUAGUCGUUUUUGAUGUUGUAUAGCAGUGUUCUUUAUUUUCCAUAUUUUAUGUUUUUGACUGAAAUUCUAACAGUAUUCUAUCUGGGUUAAAUGGAAAUUUUGAAACAAUAUUUUGUGGGGGAAAUACAUUUUUAUUUAUGGGAAAUUAUUUAUAAAUAUUUUUCUAUAUUAUGCUGUGCCUCUCAUGACAGUGUUGACUGGGGUGCUCUGCAGCACGGUGGUGCUAACAUGUUUACACAACCAUGGUACCAUAAUAGAAAGGCACAUUAGGAAUGUAUUUAUUGCUAAAAUGGAGAAAAGAGAUUUAUGUCAGUACUGUGCACCUGCCCUAAGUGCCUUUUUAUAUUUGAAGUCUCCGUUUCUUAGUGUUGUCAAUAAAACCUAUUUACAUAUAGACAAAGUCAUUUAACUGUUAACACACUGUUUGCUGAAUGUCUGAACUCCCAUUCUGUAUGAAAUAAUUCUGAAUAAACGUUUGA